GGGGUGACAGGUAACAAGAUGGCGGCCUCCUCCCUGGAGCAGAAACUCUCGCGGUUGGAGGCGAAGCUGAAGCAGGAAAACCGGGAAGCGCGACACCGCAUAGACCUGUCCCUGGACAUCAGCUCUCCAGCGACCCCGCGGAGAGCUCGACCCGCUCUCCAACUCCCGUUGGCCAAUGACCCCGGCAGCCGAUCAGCCUCAUCAGAGACGUCCCCACAGCAUCACCCCCACCCCCCCCGGCCCAGACACAUGCUCAGCCUCCCGCAGCAGGUCUACCCCACACACAGGAGCAUGGAGAGUAUAGAGAUCGAUCAGAAGCUGCAGGAGAUCAUGAAGCAGACGGGGUACCUGACAAUAGGAGGACAGAGAUACCAGGCUGAGAUCAGUGACCUGGAGAACCUGGGGGAGAUUGGCAGCGGAACUUGUGGCCAGGUCUGGAAGAUGAGGUUCAAGAAAUCCGGCCACAUCAUUGCAGUGAAGCAAAUGCGUCGCUCGGGUAACAAAGAGGAGAACAAACGGAUUCUGAUGGACCUGGACGUGGUGUUGAAAAGUCACGACUGUCCUUACAUCGUGCAGUGCUACGGCACCUUCAUAACUAACACUGACGUGUUCAUAGCCAUGGAGCUGAUGGGCACUUGCGCAGAGAAGCUGAAGAAGCGGAUCCAGGGGCCGAUCCCAGAGAGAAUCCUCGGGAAAAUGACCGUUGCGAUCGUCAAAGCUCUUUUCUACCUGAAGGAGAAACACGGAGUCAUCCACAGGGACGUCAAACCCUCCAACAUCCUGCUGGACGAGCGAGGGGAGAUCAAGCUGUGUGAUUUCGGGAUCAGCGGGAGGCUGGUGGACUCCAAAGCCAAGACCCGCAGUGCUGGAUGUGCAGCAUACAUGGCACCUGAGAGGAUAGACCCCCCUGACCCCAGUAAACCAGACUACGAUAUCCGAGCUGACGUGUGGAGCCUGGGAAUAUCACUGGUGGAGUUGGCCACAGGGCAGUUUCCGUAUAAAAACUGUAAGACGGACUUUGAGGUGCUGACCAAGGUGCUGCAGGAAGAGCCUCCAUUACUGCCUCAGACCAUGGGCUUCUCCCUGGACUUUCAAUCCUUCGUCAAAGAUUGCCUCACAAAAGAUCACAGGAAAAGACCAAAAUACAACAAACUACUU
Callorhinchus milii (elephant shark) is the source of this 1158-nucleotide messenger RNA. RefSeq names its product dual specificity mitogen-activated protein kinase kinase 7-like. The record is from RefSeq and is a predicted model, not a curated record. Lineage: Eukaryota; Metazoa; Chordata; Chondrichthyes; Chimaeriformes; Callorhinchidae. Gene Ontology annotation, biological process: protein phosphorylation. Gene Ontology annotation, molecular function: ATP binding; protein kinase activity.